Messenger RNA from Esox lucius (northern pike), 8983 nucleotides. It is a transcript of the gene chd8, whose product is annotated as chromodomain helicase DNA binding protein 8. Gene Ontology annotation, biological process: chromatin remodeling. The record is from RefSeq and is a predicted model, not a curated record. Gene Ontology annotation, molecular function: ATP binding; ATP-dependent chromatin remodeler activity; protein binding. The coding region runs from base 419 to 8248 and encodes 2609 amino acids. Lineage: Eukaryota; Metazoa; Chordata; Actinopteri; Esociformes; Esocidae. The transcript is spliced from 39 exons.
CAACGAUUUCGCUGACAAGAAUGUUAGUUCCUGCUCUUUGCUGGCCGUUUCCUGUAAUCGUACAGUGUUGUGAGACGGAGAAAGCCAUGUGUGUCGAUGCAAAGGAAAGGGACAUCAGCGAAUGAUCUUGCAGAUGGGCAGCCAUCCCAUCAUCUCACACACACACAGCUGAGAAGUAGGCGCUGAAAACAAGGAAGAGGAAAGGGGUGAGGAAGAGGUGGAGGAAGAGUGGGACUCUUCUUCCCUGAGCCUCUGUCUUUCACUUCAUUUUUCUCACCAUCUGUACCAUCACCCCAAAUUGAGAUUAGGGAAUAAAUAGACAAAGCCCAAGGCAAUUGUCUGCACAGGACUUUAAUCCCCUGUCUUUCUGACUGAGAGCGCGGCUGUUUUGUUCUCUAUUUUCUGUGGAUUUGGCAAGAUGGCAGACCCCAUUAUGGACCUCUUUGAUGACACACCGUUAUUUAACCUGGAUGCCCUGGCCGAUGAUGCCUUCACCCAGGGCUCCUCCGACCCAGUGGAGGAAGCUCUAAAGCUGGCUUUGGGGCAGGUAGACCCCUCCCCUGACCCCUCACCAGACCUCUCCAGCUCAGCUCUCAGCAUACCAGUGGCAGCUCCAAUCCUCCCAGACCCCGUCCCUGUUCAGCAGCCAGCUCCAGUCCCGGUCGCCCUCCCUCAGACUGUUUCCAUAGCUACAACAGUACCUCAGACAACACUCUCUGUAGCAAGCCACGCCAGUGGGGCUGCCACAGUCCUGCUAGGCUCACCUCUGACUGUCAGUAGCUCUUCUGGCGCCACGCAGCCCAUCGCCACGCAGCAGUUCACCACACAGCAACUCACACAGAUUGCACAGCAGCUUACUCCCCAGCAGCUAGCGGCAAUCACCCAGCAGGCCGGUGGGCAGGGAGGCGCCAAGAUUGUCAUCCUGAAAGGACCCGGUGGGCAAGCACAGGUGCUACAGACUGUUGCUGGGACGGGAUCUCAAAGCGGGAAGGUCACCUUUGCCAGGGUACUGUCUGGGACCCAACUCAGGCCCGGUAUGCAGAUACUGUCUGGGGGAACAGUCCUGAACCAAGCGUCUACUGGCCAGGGACAGGUAAAGGUGGGAACUGGGGUACAAAGGCUAGUUCAGUCAACCAACGGGCCCCUGAAGCAGGUGCAGCUUAUCUCCAUGCCCCAGGCCAAGACCCCAACCACGGCCCAGUCCCAGACGGUCCAGAUGCAGAUACCACAGGCCCAGCUUGCUCAAGCGCAAGCUCAGGUACAGUUCCAAACCCAAGGGCAGGCCACGCAGAUGCAGCAAAUCCAGCUGCAGCCCGCGACGCAGACGCAGGUUAGCGGCGCCGCGACAGUCCGACCACAAGGGGUUACCCUCACCACCGUACCACAGCAGGGUGAGGCUAAGAGGAUCACGUUGGUGCUGCAGCAGCCCCAGGGUGGUACGUCCCAGGGGGGGGCUGUGACGGUCGGCGGGUCGGGUCAGCUGCAGCAGGGCCAGCAGCAGAGGCUGGUGUUGGGGAACCUCCCGGGGAAGCUGGUCCUCCAGGGGGGUCAGCUGGCUGCUCUCACCCAGGCUAGGGCCGGUCAGACCGGUGCCCAGCCUAAAGUGCUUACCAUUCAGCUGCAGGUGCAACAGCAGCCCAACCAACAGGGAGGGCCGAAGUUUCAGCUUGUCUCUGGAGGGCAAUGUAGCAGCCCACAGGUGGUUCAGAUCUCCCAGGGUCAAGGUGGACAGAGAUUAGCUGUGCCCCUCAAACUGCUUCUGCAACCGCAGACAAGCUCCGCCUCCACAGCAGGCGGAGCGGUUUCCGUGGUGAAAGUCAUCAACACCUCUGCCAGCAGCUCCUCCCCUUCCACCACCACCACUACGGCGUUGUCAGGGAUUCGCAUAGCCAAGGCCCAGGAGCCCGUACGCCGCGUGGAGACCCUCUGCAAGCAGGAGAAGGCCAACCGCAUUGUGGCCGAGGCCAUUGCCCGUGCCAAAGCCCGGGGGGAGAGGAACAUUCCACGGGUCCUCAACCAGGACGAGCUGCCCGCCGGCCAGAAGGCCGUGGACCAAGGGACCCCUGCCGCAACCGCUGGCACGCCGGGAGCUAAAAAGAAGGGAGGAGGGGGGAGUAAGAAGAAAAGCCCAUCAGCACCAGGGGUCGGGGGGAAGGGCGGGGCUACUAUUGAAAAGAAGGGCAAGGCCAAGGCGGUCAGUGGGGUUGCUGGAGGGACACCUGGAGGCGCUGCUGGAACCGGUGGCAGCAAGAGCAAAAGCAAGGCUAAGAUCAAUACCAUUACUCUAGUGGGGGGUAAGAAAAGAAAGAGGAAUGCCUCCUCAGACCACUCUGAUGGGGAGCUGAGCCCCGCGUCUCCCUCUAAGGCCCUGGAGGAGGACAUGCUAGCGAAGAGGCGCUCCAACCGUCAGGUGAAGAGGAAGAAGUACACAGAGGAUCUGGACAUCAAAAUCACUGACGACGAGGACGAGCCGGACGAGGACGUGGACGUAACCACGACGUCAACGAUUGCGUCCGUUACCGGAGGAGCAGCAGGGCAGCUGAUGGGAGAGCAGCUUAAACAGGAGCUGGCCUUAGAUGGGGAUGGCCUUCCCAGCAUGCAGUUCUUUGUGGAGAACCCCAAUGAGGAAGACGCAGCGAUUGUGGACAAGGUUCUGUCCAUGAGGGUAACUAAGAAGGAGGUGUCUCCGGGACAUUACAUCAAUGCUGAGGAAUUCUUUGUUAAAUAUAAGAACUACUCCUACAUGCACUGUGAGUGGGCCACUCUAGAGCAGCUGGAGAGAGACAAGAGAAUCCAUCAGAAGCUGAAGAGAUUCAAGACCAAACACGCCCAGAUGAGACACCUCUUACAGGAGGAGGAGGAGCCCUUCAACCCUGAUUAUGUGGAGGUGGACCGGAUCCUGGAAGAAUCCAUCAGUGUGGACAAGGACAAUGGAGAGGUAAAAGAACCUGUGGUGUAUUACCUGGUGAAGUGGUGCUCUCUGCCCUAUGAAGACGCCACAUGGGAGCUAAAGGAGGACGUGGAUGAAGGCAAAGUGGAGGAGUUCCGAAAGAUCCAGAACCGGCAGCCUCGACUUAAGAGAACACCCCGCCCCCCGGCGGCAGCUUGGAAGAAGCUGGAGGAAUCCAGAGAGUACAAGAGUGGGAACGUCCUCCGAGAGUACCAGCUAGAGGGAGUGAACUGGCUGCUCUUCAACUGGUACAACAGGCAGAACUGCAUUCUGGCUGAUGAGAUGGGUCUAGGAAAGACCAUCCAGUCCAUCUCCCUGUUGUCUGAGGUGUUUAAUGCUGGGAUCCAAGGCCCCUUCCUGGUCAUCGCUCCCCUCUCUACCAUCACCAACUGGGAGAGGGAGUUUGUUACCUGGACCAACAUGAAUGCCAUCGUCUACCACGGCAGCCUGGCCAGUAGGCAGAUGAUCCAGCAGUAUGAGAUGUACUGCAAGGAUGACAAGGACCACUUGAUCCCUGGGGCAUAUAAGUUUGAUGCCCUCAUCACCACGUUUGAGAUGAUUCUGUCCGACUGCCCUGAGCUGAGGGAAAUCUCCUGGCGUUGUGUCAUCAUCGAUGAGGCUCACCGCCUCAAGAACCGUAACUGCAAGCUGCUGGACAGCCUGAAGAUGCUGGACCUGGAGCAUAAGGUACUUCUGACAGGCACCCCCCUCCAGAACACAGUGGAGGAGCUUUUCAGUCUCCUGCACUUCCUGGAGCCAGCCCAGUUCUCCUCAGAGUCUGAGUUUCUGCGUGACUUCGGAAACCUCAAAACCGAGGAGCAGGUCCAGAAGCUCCAGGCCAUUCUGAAGCCGAUGAUGCUGCGCCGUCUCAAAGAGGACGUGGAGAAGAACUUGGCCCCAAAACAGGAGACCAUCAUUGAGGUGGAGCUGACAGAUGUGCAGAAGAAAUACUACCGGGCCAUCCUAGAGAGGAACUUCAGUUUCCUCAGCAUGGGAGCCACAAGCAACAGCAAUGUCCCAAAUCUGCUGAACACCAUGAUGGAACUGCGCAAGUGUUGCAACCACCCCUACCUCAUCACAGGAGCAGAGGAGAAGAUCGUGGCUGAGCUGAGGGAGGUAUAUGACCCAAUGGCCCCAGACUUCCACCUGCAGGCCCUGGUCAGAUCUGCAGGCAAGCUGGUCCUGCUGGACAAACUGCUGCCUCGCCUUAAGGCCGGGGGACACAAGGUGCUCAUCUUCUCCCAGAUGGUGCGCUGCCUAGAUAUCCUGGAGGACUACCUCAUCAACAAGAGAUACCUGUACGAGCGUAUUGAUGGCAGAGUUAGAGGGAACCUGCGUCAGGCAGCUAUUGACCGCUUCAGCAAACCAGACUCGGACCGUUUUGUCUUCCUGCUGUGCACCCGAGCUGGAGGUCUGGGCAUCAACCUGACUGCUGCUGACACCUGUGUCAUCUUUGACUCUGACUGGAACCCUCAGAAUGACCUGCAGGCUCAGGCCCGGUGUCACCGUAUCGGCCAGUCUAAGGCGGUGAAGGUGUACCGUCUGAUCACCAGGAACUCCUAUGAGAGGGAGAUGUUAGACAAGGCCAGUCUCAAACUGGGUCUGGACCGAGCUGUACUGCAGAGCAUGAGCGGCAACAAGGAGAGCAGCGUCAACGGACAAAUACAGCAGUUCUCCAAAAAGGAGAUUGAGGACCUUCUGAGAAAAGGGGCGUAUGCUGCCAUUAUGGACGAGGAGGACGAGGGCUCGAAGUUCUGUGAAGAAGAUAUUGACCAGAUCCUGCAGAGAAGAGCCACUACAAUCACAAUCGAGAGCGAAGGCAAGGGCUCCACCUUCUCCAAGGCCAGCUUUGUCGCCACUGAGAACAGGACUGACAUUGCCCUGGAUGACCCGGAGUUCUGGCAGAAGUGGGCCAAGAGGGCAGACAUAGACUUUGAUUCUAUGAAUAGGAAGAACACAUUGGUGAUUGACACGCCCAGGGUGAGGAAGCAGACCCGUCAGUUCGCCACGUUGAGGGGAGAGGGCGGGGAGAUCUCUGACCCCGACAGCGAUGACGAGUACCCGCCCGCCAAUUCCCGACAGGCCCGGUCCUCAAGACGCUCCGAGCGCCACACUGGAAAUGGCUAUGGACGCACCGACUGCUUCCGCGUAGAGAAACACCUGCUCGUUUAUGGGUGGGGGCGCUGGAGGGACAUCCUGUCUCAUGCACGCUGUAAGCGGCGCCUAGGCGAGCGUGAUGUGGAGACCAUCUGCAGGGUCAUCCUGGUCUUCUGCCUGCUGCAUUACCGUGGUGACGAGAAUAUCAAGAGCUUCAUCUGGGAGCUCAUCACCCCCCCAGAGAAUGGCCGGGAACCACACACUCUUCUCAACCACUCUGGUCUGUCCAUCCCCGUUCCCCGGGGCAGAAAGGGCAAGAGGGUGAAGGCCCAGAGCUCCUUUGAUGUUCAGAAGGUGGAGUGGAUCCGCAAGUACAACCCCGACUCCCUGCUUCUGGACGACAGCUACCGCAAACACCUCAAGCACCAGUGCAAUAAGGUGCUGUUGAGAGUGCGUAUGCUAUACUACUUGAGACAGGAGGUGAUCGGAGAGCAUGCAGAUUCAGUGUUGAGAGGCGCUGAUGCUAGGGAUGUUGACAUCUGGAUGCCCGAGAUGGAGCAGCAGGAGGUGCCGUCUGGCUGGUGGGACGCAGAGGCCGACCGCUCACUCCUGGUUGGAGUCUUCAAGCAUGGGUAUGAGAUGUACACCACCAUGCGUGCUGACCCCUGUCUCUGUUUCCUGGAGCGAGCCGGCCGUCCUGAUGACCAGGCCAUAGAUGCGGAGCAGCACUCCGCCGAUGCCGAGCUGGGAGACGGGGGAGAUGAUGACAAGUAUUCUGAAGACCCGGAGUUCAAGCCCGCGUCGAGGCACACCAAGGAUCUUUACGAGGAAGCCGACUCCAUGAACAUGGAUGAAGAGAUCUGCGUGGAGGACAAGGCGGGUUCCGUCAAACCCAAGGGGCCGUCCGCCGGCCAGUCCGGAGCCUGCGAGUGGCCGACCAGCUCGUCGCUGACUGCUCGGCUCCGCCGCCUGAUCACCGCGUACCAGCGCAGCUACAGGAGGGAACAGCUGAAGGUGGAGGCUGCGGAGAAAGGUGACCGCCGGCGCAGGAGGUGUGAGCAGGCCAGUAAGCUGAAGGAGAUUGCGCGCCAGGAACGCCAACAGAGGUACCAACCGCUACCCCCACCCGUUAACCCUGCAAGCAUAUGUGUCCUGAAUCAGAGGUGGACCCGUAGAGAGGAGUGUGACUUCUACCGUGUGGUCUCCACGUUCGGCGUGGAGCGGAUAAAGAAAGAGGCCGACGCCCCGGACGGAGAGGAACCUGACCUGGAAUGGACCCGCUUCCGGACCUUCGCUCGUCUGGACAAGAAGACUGAUGAGAGCCUGAGCCGAUACUUCCGCUGCUUUAUGGCCAUGUGUCGGAGGGUGUGUCACCUUCGUCCUGCCUGUGGAGAAGACCCGUCAGAGCUAGGACAGUCUCUGGCCCCAAUCACUGAGGAGCGGGCCUCCCGGACCUUGUACCGCAUCAGUUUGCUCCGCCGUCUCCGUGAACGGGUCCUGCCCCACCCCUCCCUGGAGGAGCGCCUGCUUCUGGCCCCGCCCAGCUCGGAGCUACCCGCCUGGUGGAGCACUCCGGCCCACGACCGGGAACUCAUGCUGGGCGCCGCCCUCCACGGUGUCAGCCGCACCGAGCUCUCGGUCUUCUCCGACCCGCGGUUCUCCUUCAGCCAGGCCCGCAACGACUACCUGGAGAACCAGCAGAACCAGCCAGCCCCAGCAACUCCACUCCUCCCACCGCAAGCGGAGGAGGGCUGUGUCGUCAAAGAGGAGGAGGACAAGGAGCCCGGCAUCCUCGGAGACCCCACGGCUCUCGGCCACGCCGACGCCCAGACCACACCACUCUCUCGCCCUGAUGUGAAGGCCCGAGUCCGGUCCGGCUUGGGUUGGAAGAAGAACAGGGUGAGGGACCCGAGAGGUGAAGGGAGGAAAGGAGGAAGUGGAGGAGGAGGGAUGUCUGACUCCGAUUCGGACUCCGAUUCGGGCUCGUCGUCUUCCUCUCAGCGAUCGGGCAGCUCUGACGACAGUGGGGACAGCGACGCAGAGAGGGACCGAGCUGCUCUGAAAAUGGAGGAAGACGGCGAGAACAGCUUGCUCUCGAUGACUCCAUCUCAGGAUGGUGUGCCACCAGAGUCCCUCACUGACCCCUUCAGGGUGGACUGGCCCAAGGACCGUGUGUUGAUAAACCGGUUGGACAGCCUCUGUACACUGGUGCUGUCUGGGCAGUGGCCAACCGGGCGGCGAUACACCUCGGACGCCCAGCUCCACCCCUACUCUGAGGACGUAGGGGCGGGGGACGAGCUCAGCUUCACACGACUCAUGCGGAAAGGCAACAGUACGCCCAGCGGGGAGGCGGCAGACGGCGCGGAAUCGGAGUUCACCGUCAAACUCCUGAAGGAGGAGGGGCUGAAGCUGACCUUCUCGAAGCAUGCCUUGAUGUCCAAUGGUUCGGGGGGAGAGGGCAGCGGGCGGAGGAAGCGUAGGGACCAAGACUUGUCAGAUCCAGACGGAGGAGUCUCCGUGAUCAAUGCGAUGACGGGCGCCGUGCUUAGUGGGGAGCGCGCCCCUCGCCGCAGGGACUUGCCCAACUGGCUGAAGGAGAAUCCUGACUAUGAGGUGGAGGGAGACAUGCUGGAGCUCCUUGUGAACCGAAGCAAGAGGAAGAGGAGGAGGAAGAGGACAGAGAAGGCGGCAGCUCUAUCGGGUAGCGAGAAGGUCAAGAUCAUUGAUAUGAGGACUGGAAAGAAGGUUGGGGAAGCCUAUGGACCAACGCUCCCUGGUCUGAGGGUGUUUCUGGAAGAGAAUCCUGAUUAUGCAGUAGCACCGGAAUGGGCCGAGACUGUCCGAAGCUCUGGUGUUCUACCAGAUAGCCUCCUUCACCGGCUCCUCUCCACACACUCUGUAAUCCCCAAGAGAGGUCACCACCACCACCACCGCCACCACCACCAACUAGUUCCCCAGCCCACCCCGCUGGAGGACCCACUCCUGGGUGGAGGUGAAGAGACCCUGGUCUCAGACGGCGCCUACAUGAUGGAGGAUGAAGACUUGGAGGAUUCCUCUUUUCUGACUCAAGCUUUUGACGUUAAGAUGGAGGGUGGCGACAGCUUGUCACAAGGCGGUUAUGAGAGUUCUGAACGGGAAGCUCUUUUGGAUGAUGUUAUGGUGCAGAAGGACUCGGACUCUUCCUCCAGCUCAGAGGAUUGACCAAGCCGUCUUGUCUGAUAUAUAUUGUCCCCAACAAAUCAUGUUAUUUUUUCAUUUCAUGUUAAUCAUAAUGUCUUUUCUUUUUUUUUUUUUAUCAUGAUCUAUUUGAAAUUAAGGACGAAUUAGUUUUCUUUUUACUUAUUUGUUCAAUGUCAAUUUUUGGAACGGAGCAGGUUUGCACCCAACUCUUUCCAUUCAUGAUAUUCUCCCUCCCUCCAUACCCAUCGCCAUAGCACCCGCAACCCCAACAAAUGACUGUUUUCAACCCACCGCUUUCCUCCCUCAACAACCCACCCCAUAACCAGCCACAGCUUCAAAGGGGGAGCUAAGCUGUAGUAGAUGCCGUUUGAUCCAAGAACCUCCAAGCUGGUCCUCCAGUGUAACUUGACUAUAGGACACACUUGUACUGAGCAGUCUAGAACUUUGCUCCCACGAUGCCUGAGUCUGAUGUCAUAGGCCAUUUCUGAGCCCUGUUGAGUCAGUGAAAUAGAAGGGGUCCAAUGUGUGGAUGUAAAACUUAUUUUUUCUUUUUCUGCAAGGUAUGGUAACUGGGGGAGGGAGGACGGGGGUACAGGUAUAGUAGUUACUGAUCCAUUACUAGGAAAAUGGGUGUAUUGUACAAUGUAGAGCUGGUCAGUUGUGUGCUAUGGUGCAAAGAUGACCAUAAUGAGUUAUUAUCCUUGUUUUAUGACUUGACUGUAUCUGUGAUAUGAAUAACAGCGAUCUACAGCGAAG